Messenger RNA from Babesia microti strain RI, 1641 nucleotides. RefSeq names its product Eukaryotic translation initiation factor eIF2A. The transcript is spliced from 3 exons. Gene Ontology annotation, cellular component: cytosolic small ribosomal subunit. The record is from RefSeq and is a predicted model, not a curated record. Gene Ontology annotation, molecular function: translation initiation factor activity; tRNA binding; protein binding. Gene Ontology annotation, biological process: translational initiation. The coding region runs from base 1 to 1641 and encodes 546 amino acids. NCBI's taxonomy places the organism in Eukaryota, Apicomplexa, Aconoidasida, Piroplasmida, Babesiidae.
AUGGCAGUUUCACAAUUUUUCAUUAGGGAAAAGGAAGGCAUAUCGUUGUUUUCAUUGGGUCCUCCUUUUCGUUGCAUUUUUAAGAGCCCUGGUACGCUCUGUUGUUGGCACAAGUCCACUGUGGCAAUUUUUAACACUAAACUAUCGGUUUUUGAUUUAUCCAAGGAGCCAAGGUGUCUGAUUAGGGAAAUGCCAUUUUUGUUACCGCCACGUAAAAUCGAAUGGUCCCCUGAUGGCAAGUGCCUAGUAGUACUACUACCUAAUGAAGGUCGAAACAACUUGAUUCUACUCCGAGUCUCUAGAAAUGGUGGAGAGAUUAUAUGGACGGCUAAGCACCAACAUAAUAAGGCAGGAUCAGUGUUAAUCUUUUUACCAUCCCUAGCCACGAAGACAUUAACUUUCAUUCUACCCAAAAGGAAUCGCAUGCACAUAUUCACUGCCAAUGCUACGGUCGUUAAAAAUUUUUCAGAUGACAACAACAAGUAUUUUAGGGAGAUUGGUUCCAUCAAUUUGCCCAGAUUUACCGCCGAGAAACUUUAUGAAUCACACACUCAUAAAAGUGUUUCAAAAAUAGCACUAUUUGGCGCAUCAACUGACCAAUUACAAUCUUAUAUAAAAAUAUAUGUGGUACAACACCUAGUAUCCAUUAGUGGGGAAUGUAAGAAUAAUCAAGUAUCCGCAUUGGUUACAUUCAAUGUGGGAUUUACCGACACUGCGGAAAUGGAAUGGAAUGUGUCAGGUGAUAGGUUACUAAUUGUUGCUGUAUAUACUGUGGACUCGGCGGGUAAGAAUUAUGGGCCAGUGGCGGAUUGUUUCCUGAUCAGGACAGACAAUGAUAAAGAUAAUGGCAACGUCGAUGCUUUUGGGGGAAAAGAUGGCUACAAACUAAACGAUAACCCAGUUCACGAUGCCAAGUGGUGUCCCACAUCUAACAUAUUUGCGCUGAUCCAAGGUAAUUCUCCAAGCUACAUAACGUUACACGAUCAUAAUGGUAUGAAACUUUACAACUUCCCCAAUGGAUAUAGAAACAUAAUUCGCUGGAAUCCUUCAGGUGAUUAUUUGCUGUUCGCUGGGUUUGGCAAUUUGGCAGGACAGGUCACUCUUUACAAGUUGGACAGUAAAGCGCCAGCAAGCACACUAUCCCAGUCGAUUCAAGUGAUUUAUGACUGGAGAGACCCAUGCACAGUAGUGUGUGAAUGGUCUCCGGAUGCAAAAUUUCUACUUAUCGCUUCUACAUUUCCUAGGAUGAAAGUAGAUAAUUGGGUUAAAAUUUUGACUUUUGACGGCGAACUGGUUGUUAGUAUGCCAUUUUCCCAACUGUAUGAGGCCUUGUGGAUCAUAGAUGGCUCAGGGCCUGUAGAAUUGCCAACGCCUAGACCCAAGCCCAUUGCCCAACCGAAAUUGCCGUAUAGGCCUAGGAAAAAAGAUUCCAGCGAUAACACCAACACAAUUGACAGUCUGUUUGAGAAAUUAAGUCUGCAAAAACGCGCUACUACAUACAACCUUACUGCCAAUGGCCACGAUUAUAUGCAGGCAUUUAGAAAAUACAUGGUAACCGUUAAACCCCUUUCCUUUUCCAACUGGUAUACACGACACUUGUCAACGGAUAAAUCUGUUGUGGUGGUUAACUCUAAAAAUUAG